AUGGCGCUGGAGCGUCGUGACUAUACUCGGCCGUCGGCGGCACAGUGGGGCCGGUCGUCGCUCGCGGCGGCCGGUCCCGGCAAGCCCCGACGAGUAGGAUGGCGCGGCGGUGUGCGUCGAAGGGCAGGUCGCGAGACCGCCGGAGGAGCCGCCGUCGGUGCAGAUCUUGGUGGUAGUAGCAAAUACUCGAGAGGGGCCCUCGGGGGCUGCCGUGGAGAAGGGUUUCUUGUGAACAGCCGUUGUCCAAGAGAGCGUGGCGGAUCGGGUUCGGGUCGUCGUAGAAGCGUAGGCGGUGCUGGCGACACCCCGGCCGUCGCCCGUGCGCCCGGUCUCCGGACCGGGAGCCUCGAGGCGGUCGCGGGCCCGUCGCCGUCCGCCGACCGUGGAACCACCGAGCUUCGGUCGCUGGCCGCGUCGCGGCCGGCCGUCCGCCCCGGCGUCGGUUCGCCGUCGCCGGGCGGUCCGGCCGCCGCGCCGUCGGCCGCGUAG
Molecule: messenger RNA, 489 nt
Organism: Aphis gossypii (cotton aphid)
Lineage: Eukaryota; Metazoa; Arthropoda; Insecta; Hemiptera; Aphididae
Exons: 2
Coding region: 1-489 (162 amino acids)
Source: RefSeq, a predicted model, not a curated record